AUGUCCAACAGCAGCUCCAUCAGGCACUUCCUCCUGCUGGCAUUGGCAGACACGCGGCAGCUGCAGCUCCUGCACUUCUGCCUCUUCCUGGGCAUCUCCCUGGCUGCCCUCCUGGCCAACGGCCUCAUCAUCAGCGCCGUAGCCUGCGGCCACCACCUGCACACCCCCAUGUUCUUCUUCCUGCUCAACCUGGCCCUCACUGACCUGGGCUCCAUCUGCACCACUGUCCCCAAAGCCAUGCACAAUUCCCUCUGGCACACCAACAACAUCUCCUACUCUGCAUGUGCUGCUCAGGUGUUUCUCUUUUUCUUCUUUCUUGGAACAGAGUUGUCCCUCCUGACCAUCAUGUGCUACGACCGCUACGUGUCCAUCUGCAAACCCCUGCACUACGGGACCCUCCUGGGCAGCAGAGCUUGUGCCCACAUGGCAGCAGCUGCCUGGGCCAGUGCCUUUCUCAAUGCUCUUCUGCAAACAGCCAAUACAUUUUCCCUGCCCCUGUGCCAUGGCAAUGCCCUGGGCCAGUUCUUCUGUGAAAUCCCCCAGAUCCUCAAACUCUCCUGCUCACACUCCUACCUCAGGGAACUUGGGCUCAUUGCUGUUAGUGCCUGUUUAUCACUGUGUUGUUUUGUGUUCAUUGUUUUCUCCUAUGUGCAGAUCUUCAGGGCUGUGCUGAGGAUUGCCUCUGAACAGGGAAGGCACAAAACCUUUUCCACCUGCCUCCCUCACCUGGCUGUGCUCUCCCUGUUCUUCAGUACUGGCACGUUUGCCUACCUGAAACCUGCUUCCAUCUCCUCCCCAUCCCUGGAUCUGUCCCUGUCAGUUCUGUACUCGGUGGUGCCUCCAGCCCUGAAUCCCCUCAUCUACAGCCUGAGGAACCAGGAGCUCAAGGCUGCAGUGUGGAGAUUGCUGACUCAAGUAUUACAAAAACAUUAA
Molecule: messenger RNA, 933 nt
Organism: Cinclus cinclus
Lineage: Eukaryota; Metazoa; Chordata; Aves; Passeriformes; Cinclidae
Product: olfactory receptor 14A16-like
Exons: 1
Coding region: 1-933 (310 amino acids)
Biological process (GO): G protein-coupled receptor signaling pathway
Cellular component (GO): membrane
Molecular function (GO): G protein-coupled receptor activity; olfactory receptor activity
Source: RefSeq, a predicted model, not a curated record